Molecule: messenger RNA, 2167 nt
Organism: Nerophis lumbriciformis (worm pipefish)
Lineage: Eukaryota; Metazoa; Chordata; Actinopteri; Syngnathiformes; Syngnathidae
Product: properdin-like
Source: RefSeq, a predicted model, not a curated record
AGUCCACUUUUCAGCCAUGAAGAACCUGGUCCUGGUCCUGGUCCUGGUCCUGCUGGGUGCGCAUCUGGCAGAGGCUGUGAGGUGUUUCGCACACUUCAGGAGCUCAUCAGGUGAGUGUGAGGAGGAGCUGGGUGAAGUAGAAGAAGAAGAUUGUUGCCAGAAUCCUCACUAUGGCUACGUCACACCAGAUGGACGCUGCCACUCCUGCGGUCCUCCAGGGUGGUCGGACUGGUCGCCAUGGUUACCGUGUAACGUCCUGUGUGGGGAAGGGGUGACCCAGAGGAGCAGGAAGUGUUUUGGCAUCGACCAAUCACAUUGUGACAACACGGCGGACACACUGCAGACACGACCUUGCACUGGCACCUGCUGCAAUGAGGGGGGCUGGGCCUUGUGGCUCCCCUGGUCUCCCUGCUCACUCACCUGUGGAGGUCGCGGGGUCAGGAAGCGAGAGAGAAUUUGCUCCGCCUCCCCUGAGUGUCACGCAGCCUGUGUAGGAUCUUCAGAGGAGGCGGAGCCCUGCCUGGCCGACAACAGGUGUCCAGUGCACGGCGCCUGGUCCCCCUGGUCGGCGUGGUCGGUGUGCUCCGGCACGUGUGUCGACGACGAGCGCCACGACAUCGCCGUGCCCUCCAGAGAACGACGUCGCUCCUGUUCCAGCCCCGCCCCUUCCGCCGACACGCAGCCUCCUGGUGACGGUUGCCAUGGAGACGGCGUGCAGCUCCAGGGCUGCAGCGAGCUUCCCAAGUGUCCAGUGGACGGUCACUGGGGGGCGUGGUCACAGAUGAGCGCUUGCUCCACCCCCUGUGGAGAGGGACUUCAACUCUCCAUGCGCAAGUGCAAUCAGCCCGCCCCCAAAUAUGGCGGACGCUUCUGUGAGGGAGCGAGCGCUCUGAGUUUUGUGUGUCACACCAUUUGUGCAGCGGACGGGUUCUGGUCCGGUUGGGCCAACUGGGGAGAUUGUUCCUCUUCCUGCGCUCCAGAAGGCGGAGCUCCCGUCAGGACUCGCCAGCGCUUCUGCUCCAGCCCCGCCCCCUCCCUCUUUCCCCCAGGUGAAGGUUGCCAUGGUGACAGCCAGCAAACAGACAAGUGCAGUCACCUGCCAGCCUGCCCGGUCCACGCAGGAUGGGGGUCCUGGUCCCCCUGGUCCCCCUGUCAUGUCACCUGUGGGGUGGGUCGCCAGCUGUCACUCAGGAAGUGUGACAGCCCGCCCCCUCAUCAUGGAGGCACUUCCUGUCCUGGCGAACACCGACGCACUCGCGCUUGUGUGACCAACGUCCACUGUCCAGUGGACGGUGUGUGGUCGGAGUGGUCGCCAUGGCAACCGUGUAAAUACCCCUUCAGGGAGCGAGACAUUCGCUGUAAGAAGAUCGCAGGAAGUCAGAGUCGAGAACAUCGAUGUCUGUAUCGUGCUCACAAUGGAUCCAUCUGUAGCGGCACCCUGCUGAGCGACUCGCGCAUCUGCUAUGAUGUCAAAUCCUGUUACUUUCAGGGCAGCUGGGGCGUGUGGGAGGCGUGGUCUCUGUGUAAGCCGCCAUGUGGACAAAAGUCACGCCGCCUCCGGAGCAGGAAGUGUCUUCCUGAUUACAGCGACUAUCGUUCCAGCAUCAGUCGUCACAAGGACAACGUGACCUUCUACGGGACUCCUCUGGUCGACUGCAAGGAGACGCCUGAUGACCUGGUCUCUGAGGCACAGCCCUGUGUCAAUGUGCCACCCUGUGACUGACCCCUCUGUGACUGACCCCCCUGUGACUGACCCCUCUAUGACUGACCCCUCUGUGACUGACCCCCCUGUGACUGACCCCUCUGUGACUGACCCCUCUGUGACUGACCCCCCUGUGACUGACCCCUCUGUGACUGACUCCUCUGUGAUGUGACUGUCCCCCCUGUGACUGACCCCUCUGUGACUGACUCCCCUGUGACUGACCCCCCUGUGACUGACCCCUCUGUGACUGACCCCUCUGUGACUGACCCCUCUGUGACUGACUCCCCUGUGACUGACUCCCCUGUGACUGACUCCCCUGUGACUGACCUCGCCUGUGACUUUCCUCGCCUGUGACUGACUCCCCUGUGACUGACUCCCCUGUGACUGACCUCGCCUGUGACUGACCUCGCCUGUGACUGACUCCCCUGUGACUGACUCCCCUGUGACUGACUCCCCUGUGACUGA